Molecule: messenger RNA, 1133 nt
Organism: Monodelphis domestica (gray short-tailed opossum)
Lineage: Eukaryota; Metazoa; Chordata; Mammalia; Didelphimorphia; Didelphidae
Cellular component (GO): keratin filament
Molecular function (GO): protein binding
Source: RefSeq, a predicted model, not a curated record
AGCCAGGAGACCUUCACAUACUCACUCAUACCCUCACUCACACUCACUCACUCUCACACACUCUGACACCCUCUCUCCAGCAGCCCCUCCCCGACAGGCUCAGUCCCUUCCCUGCACCAGACACUCAGCCUCUGCUCUCCCCCUUCGCUGCCCAAAGCCCCCACCCAGCGGCUCCCAGCAUGGCACACAGCUGUUUCUCUGGGCCCUGCUUGCCCUCAGCCUCCGCCAACUCUGUCUGCUCCAGUGAUGUGAGCCGCAGCAGCAACGUCUGCAUGCCCAGCUCAUGCCUGGGGGGCUCCUCCUGGCAGCUUGACGACUGCCCAGAGAGCUGCUGUGAGCCCUGCAGCUGCAGCGGCCCCUCCUGCUGCCCAACCCCAUGCUGCCCUCCUGCCUCCUGCCUCACCCUUGUGUGCCGACCAAUCUGCUGCAUGCCCACCUCCUGCCAGCCCUGCCUAGCUGUCUGUGCCCCCUCCUGCUGCCAGUCCACUGGCUGUGGGGCUUCCUGCUGCCAAGCCUGUCCCUGUGCCCCCAUACAGUCCUGCUGCUGUGUGCCCCUGUGCUGCAAGCCCAGCUGCUGUGUGACCUCAGUCUGCCCAGCCUCCUCCUGCUGCCAGCCUGCCUGCUGUGUGUCCCUCACCUGUCGGCCAGUGUGCAGCCCAGGCACCUGCUGUGUGCCUCUCUCCUGCAAGCCCACCUGCUGCACGCCAGUGUGCAGCCCUGCUGCUUGCUGUGUGCCUCUCUCCUGCAAACCCACCUGCUGCACCACUUCCUCUCUUUGUUGCUUUGGCUCCUGCUGCCGUCCCACCUCCUGUGUGUCCCUCAUCUGCCAGCCAGUGUGCAAACCAGCCACCUGCUGUGUGCCUCUCUCCUGCAAACCCACCUGCUGCACCAACUCUUCCUCCUCCUGCUGCUGUGGCCCCUCCUGCUGCUGUGCCCCCUCCUGCUGCCACCCCACCUCCUCUGUGUCCCUCAUCUGCCGGCCCACCUGCUGCAGACCCUCCUGCUGCUCCACCUCCUGUGGCCAGAAAUCCUGCUGUUGAACCCAGGGCUCUGCUCUCUUUCCACCCUGCUCCCCCCUUCACGAGCCUCAGCAGCUGCCCAGCAGCACCCCCAAAGGAGGCCUCCAUUCGGCC